UUAAGGGCGGAUUAGAGGCGGCGGCCGCGGAUUCCCCAGCUCAGCAGCUAGCUCGGCGUGCACCGCCCGGGCAUAGCAGGCAGCAGCGCGGGAGCGUCAGGUGCCCGCUGAAGUGGCAGGCGCUGGGGCUAGUGCCGGGACCCUUCCCCAACCCCCACCUUCCGGCGGAGAGCGGCGCCGGGAGACCCCAGCCUGGCUGGCGGGAGCUCUGGGACCUUCACGCAAUCAACACCGCCCCGCCCCUCUCCCCGGCAACUGCGGAAUCCGAACGCGAUCCCCGGACGGCGCCGGUUCGUGCCAGCUCUCUGGACCGCGCUAGCUGCCCCCACCGGUCCGGACGCGCGUGGAUUUCUUUCCCCGUUUCCCUCUUUUAAGUAUAAUAAAAGGGAGGGGAAAUUCGUGGAUUUUUAAAAAAUUUGUUUGCUUCUUUAAUCGGGGGGCAAUUCGCUCCCAGUUGGGAGGUGCGGCCCGGGGAGGGGCCAGGAGCGGGAACGUGCCCGGUGCUGCCCAGUCUUUGUCUGCUGCCCCCGGAUGCACAGCGAUGGGGGAAUGGACCAUCUUGGAGAGGCUGCUGGAAGCCGCGGUGCAGCAGCACUCCACUAUGAUCGGGAGGAUCCUGUUGACUGUGGUGGUGAUCUUCCGGAUCCUCAUUGUGGCCAUUGUAGGGGAGACGGUGUACGAUGAUGAGCAGACCAUGUUUGUGUGCAACACCCUGCAGCCCGGCUGUAACCAGGCCUGCUAUGACCGCGCCUUCCCCAUCUCCCACAUACGUUACUGGGUCUUCCAGAUCAUAAUGGUGUGCACCCCCAGUCUCUGCUUCAUCACAUAUUCUGUGCACCAGUCUGCCAAGCAGCGAGAACGUCGGUACUCUACUGUCUUCCUAGCCCUGGACAGAGAUCCUCCUGAGUCCAUGGGGGGUCCUGGAGGAACUGGGGGUGGGGUCAGUGGUGGGGGAAAGAGAGAAGAUAAGAAGUUGCAAAAUGCCAUUGUCAAUGGGGUGCUGCAGAACACAGAGAACACCAGCAAGGAGACGGAGCCAGAUUGUUUAGAGGUUAAGGAGUUGACUCCACAUCCAUCAGGGCUGCGCACUGCAGCAAGAUCCAAGCUUCGAAGACAGGAAGGCAUCUCCCGCUUCUACAUUAUCCAAGUGGUGUUCCGAAAUGCCCUGGAGAUUGGGUUCCUGGUGGGCCAAUACUUUCUCUAUGGCUUUAGUGUCCCAGGGUUGUAUGAGUGUAACCGCUACCCCUGCAUCAAGGAAGUGGAAUGCUAUGUGUCUCGGCCCACUGAGAAGACAGUCUUUCUAGUGUUCAUGUUUGCUGUGAGUGGCAUCUGUGUUGUGCUCAACCUGGCUGAACUCAACCACCUGGGAUGGCGCAAGAUCAAGCUGGCUGUUCGAGGGGCUCAGGCCAAGAGGAAGUCAGUCUAUGAGAUCCGUAACAAGGACCUGCCCAGGGUCAGUGUUCCCAAUUUUGGCAGGACUCAAUCCAGUGACUCUGCCUAUGUGUGAAAGGGCAGGUAUUAGGAAGGCUAAAGGGUUACAAGUUGCCACAAGACAGAUAACUGCUCAAGGUUGGAUAUAUCUGCCCUCAUAUGUAAGAUGUAGGAUAAAGCUGGUUAACAGAAGAUCUUGCAUCAAAAGGAGAGGAGAAAAAGCAGAAGCGUUAUCACAUCAUCAUUAGCACUGGUUCCACAUAGGCACUUGGGUAGGGUGAUGAAUGGAUGAGUUGGGUUUCUUUGGGACCUUUCAUUCUAUGGCCCUUCAUGAUCCCGAUAACGGUGGACUUGCACAGCUACUGAAUAGGACUUAGCUCUGCUGAGCUCCAUUCUGGUGAAUGGCAUGAGUUAAACUUUGUGACCUAUCUCAACAUAUCCCUUUAUCCUGGGCUGCAGGACAAAUAUCCUGGAAGAUCCUUCAUGUAUCUCCCCUAUCCAUCAGCAUGCCCCUUUUCCUCAACCCAGGAUAGCAUGCCAGCUUUUUUUCUGAACCUGGCCUUACAUUAGACCUAAUAUGGUUUAUCUGCAAGCUAGAGGGAAUUACAUGGGGUGCUUUUUUGGAAACUGGCCAUGGCAGAGGUUUUCACUAGAGCCCAACUGAUUGGCUCUUAGUCAUUAUGAAAACCUUAGGAAUGUCUCAAUAUUUCCAAUUUUCUAACUCAAAUUGCACUGGUGCUGUUUA
Messenger RNA from Marmota monax (woodchuck), 2176 nucleotides. RefSeq names its product gap junction protein delta 2 (gene Gjd2). Gene Ontology annotation, cellular component: connexin complex. Bases 542 to 1507 code for a protein of 321 amino acids. Lineage: Eukaryota; Metazoa; Chordata; Mammalia; Rodentia; Sciuridae. Gene Ontology annotation, biological process: cell communication. The record is from RefSeq and is a predicted model, not a curated record. The transcript has 2 exons.